Molecule: messenger RNA, 1516 nt
Organism: Mycena citricolor
Lineage: Eukaryota; Fungi; Basidiomycota; Agaricomycetes; Agaricales; Mycenaceae
Source: the annotation of a GenBank genome assembly
CGAGAGCAUCUGGCGCUUAGUUACAACUGCACUGGUAUUUUACUUGUUUUAUUGUAUAUAAAUUUGAUCAUAUAGAUUUAAUUAGCAAGCAAGGCAUAAUGUUGGCAGAGCCAACACUUUCUAGUAUGGAGUUGAGUUAGGUGGUGGCUCUGAGGGAAACCGUCGCUGAUCCCAUCAAGGACGCUUGAUCACGUGGUCGUGCUUGGUACUCUCGUCACGAAUGACUUUCUUGGUGCACCUUUUUACGCGCUCGCCCAUUUGCAAGCGGCGCGCUCUGCACGCGCUUUACAGUGCAUCAACAUGCCAGCGUCGGGCUUUCUAUGUCAACGAAAUCAUGUACCGCUGGUCGAGUCCGGUCCUCAAGGCCAAGUCUCCCAACGUGAUCCAGAAAUUCAAGCUACCCGAAAACAUCGACACAUUUCACCCUCAGAAUAUUACAGACCGCCACUUCAUCGACAUCUCUAAAUCCGCGCUCGCCGACAUCAAUCUAUACCGUCGCAUUGCACGAGACCAGAAAAUGGAUCCCCACAUGCGGCAGUUUGGACAACAGCUCGUUACGAGCCACAUUCCGUGGCCGGAGGACCUGCGGGGGUUCUUUUAUUAUCACUCCCCUGCGAAAGAAUCGCCGAUCAACGGAGGGCUCCGUUUCCGAGUGACCGACACCCCGACUCGCGAUGGAUUUCUGCAAGGAAAGGAUCUGCUCAUGCCUCACGGACUUCCUUGGGCUAUCCCCAUAGACGAGAUCGCCACGCGCGCGCAUUAUCAGGAUCAGCUCCUUGGGAUUCUUGUUCGUGAUGGGUUCGCUCCGCCGCAUCUGCAGAAGGCCUUGGUGAACCUCGACGUUAUACGGGACUCCAACUGGGUCUCGGCAUUUGGGCAGAGCUGGCCGGUUGACUGGCAGACGGAGUACUCGAGAAUAUAUCUUCUGCCCCCGGGCUAUCCGCCGGUGCCAGUGAUGGUGACUCAUCCGUGGUACAACAAGCGGGGCAAGCCUAAGAGUCCUUUCACUGGCAGUGGUGUGGUCACUCUCGUCCGCGGCGACAAGACAUCAGGCCAUCCGUACAUGCUGCGCGUCAAGACAAUACUCUCGCUCACUCAACAUGGUGUAAAUGAGAACGCGGUCCGGCCCUCGGAAGGGAUGGAAGUUCCGUUCGAGCCGCUUUGUAUACUGAAGACGACGAAGCGAGUGGAGAAGAAACGUCAAGGGGCUCAGCCCGCGGUCGACUUCGCACUCAAGCGGCUCCCUAACAGUCCAGCGGAGUCAGAUCCAAUGGACUUUUAUCGCUACACGGAGCCGAUCUUCCUAGAGAGGAGGCAGCUGCCAGACUGGGAGAUACGGCUGAUUCAAACUCGUGAGGCCGAGUUCAGAGCGAAAGCUGAAGCGCUGCAUCCUCUUUGGUCGAAAGCUGAACACUCGCUGCCCAGGUCCAGUCCGCCUCAUCUGGAUGUAAAGGGUCCGCAAUUGACUCUGAAUUACCAUUUCAAGCCAGCUGGGACCAAGCCUGUAUCGUCCUAG